Molecule: messenger RNA, 4389 nt
Organism: Canis lupus familiaris (dog)
Lineage: Eukaryota; Metazoa; Chordata; Mammalia; Carnivora; Canidae
Gene: SYT11
Product: synaptotagmin 11
Exons: 4
Coding region: 279-1571 (430 amino acids)
Biological process (GO): calcium-ion regulated exocytosis; cellular response to calcium ion; vesicle fusion
Cellular component (GO): axon; synapse; membrane
Molecular function (GO): SNARE binding; phosphatidylserine binding; calcium-dependent phospholipid binding
Source: RefSeq, a predicted model, not a curated record
GUCUCCUGCCGAGGGCCGCUCGGAAGAGGGCGGGGCCUACCCGCAUCAGGACCAGUCUGGCUGCACCUGCAUCCUUCCGCUCAGAGCAUCCCCGGAGCAUCUUAGGAGGCGGCCGCAGCUGGCAGUCAGGGGCCCGACCGUCGCAGGAGGUGUCCGCCAGACACCUUCCCCCUCCCCUGAGCUGGCCCUCUACAGCGGCGGCCUCGGUGCUGACCGGGCGCCCCCAGACUCGUCUGAUCCCUGAAAAAGCAUACAUAGCAAUAGCCUCUGAUUACGACAUGGCUGAGAUCACCAAUAUCCGACCUAGCUUUGAUGUGUCACCAGUGGUGGCUGGCCUUGUUGGGGCAUCUGUGCUGGUGGUGUGCGUGUCGGUGACCGUCUUUGUGUGGACAUGCUGCCACCAGCGGGCAGAGAAGAAGCACAAGACCCCACCAUAUAAGUUUAUCCAUAUGCUCAAAGGCAUCAGCAUAUAUCCAGAGACCCUCAGCAACAAGAAGAAAAUCAUCAAAGUGCGGAGAGACAAAGAUGGCGGUGGGAGGGAAGGUGGGCGCGGGAAUGUGCUGGUGGAUGCAGCAGAGGCUGGCCUGCUGGGCCCAGACAAAGGUCCUGGAGGACCUAGCUCUGGAUCUUGUAUAGACCAGUUACCCAUCAAGGUGGACUAUGGGGAAGAACUGAGGAGCCCCAUUGCGAGCCUUACCCCUGGGGAGAGCAAGACCACUUCUCCAUCAUCUCCAGAGGAGGAUGUCAUGCUCGGCUCUCUCACCUUCUCAGUGGACUACAACUUCCCGAAAAAAGCCCUGGUGGUGACAAUCCAGGAGGCCCAUGGGCUGCCAGUGAUGGAUGAGCAGACCCAGGGCUCUGACCCCUACAUCAAAAUGACCAUCCUUCCCGACAAGCGGCACCGGGUGAAGACUAGAGUGCUACGGAAGACCCUGGACCCUGUGUUCGACGAGACCUUCACCUUCUAUGGCAUCCCCUACAGCCAGCUGCAGGACCUGGUGCUGCACUUCCUUGUUCUCAGCUUCGACCGCUUCUCCCGGGACGAUGUCAUCGGGGAGGUGAUGGUGCCGUUGGCCGGCGUGGAUCCCAGCACAGGCAAGGCACAGCUGACCAGGGACAUCACCAAAAGGAACAUCCAGAAGUGCAUUAGCAGAGGGGAGCUCCAGGUGUCUCUGUCUUACCAGCCCGUGGCACAGAGACUGACCGUGGUGGUCCUCAAAGCCCGACACCUGCCGAAAAUGGACAUCACUGGCCUCUCAGAUCCUUAUGUCAAGGUGAACGUCUACUACGGCAGAAAGCGCAUUGCCAAGAAGAAAACCCAUGUGAAGAAGUGCACUUUGAACCCAGUCUUCAAUGAGUCUUUCGUCUAUGACAUCCCGCCAGACCUCCUGCCCGACGUGAGCAUCGAGUUUCUGGUCAUCGACUUCGAUCGCACCACCAAGAAUGAAGCAGUGGGGAGGCUGAUCCUGGGCGCACACAGCGUCACCAGCAGCGGCGCCGAGCACUGGCGGGAGGUCUGCGAGAGCCCCCGCAAGCCCGUGGCCAAGUGGCACAGUCUGAGCGAGUACUGAUCCUGCCCGUCCUCCCGGAGCCGAGCCCGAGGCAGACAAGGCAGGCGGAGGGAGAGAUGCCGGAGAGGAGUGGACUCAAAACCUCAUUUUAGUUGUAGAAGAUUUCUUACAAAACAAACCCCACAAAGAACACCCCACGUGACCACAGCUGCAGAUCAGUUCUUAGGGAGGAUGAUUUUUCUCCUUUGCAAGGCACUAGAAAUCCUUUUUUUUUUUUCAAUGGGGAAAAAGAGAGGGAAAGGCCUCACGAGUCUAUAUAUAACAAUGUAACCUUAUACUUGCAUGUCUAAUACAAACUGAAGAAAUUAGCCUAACUGCCAAUAUCAAGUUACAGAUUUUGAACCAUGAAAAUUGUGUUUUGUGCCGAAUUGUAUUUGCUGAUCACCUGAAAUUGGCCUCUUUUUACUAGGCUUCUCUAGAGAGUGACUCUCGCACCCCCUCUCCCCCCAGAAGGAUAUUUUACUCACAUGAAAGCUCAUGGUGUCCUCAUCCCUGUCUUGUCUCCCUCACGCCUCAGACAGCUCCUGGAGCUCAGGGUCCAGAGGUCAGUCGUGAGCCAAGAAACGAGGGUGGGGUGGAUAAGACAGGGUGUGCAGGGGAAAUAGGAUGUGGGAUGUGGAGUUUUUGCUGCCACACUGCUGCUGGGAGGCCUCGGGGGUGGCCUAGGGUUAACUCGAGAUGAAGCAUAUGACCACAGCGGACUUCAAGGUAGAAUUUGGGUUUACGAAACUAGAGAUCCUCUCUGGAGCGAGCUUCGGAGCCUUCAAAACUAGCUGGGGUGGCUCCAGUGGGCUCAAGCGGCAGGUCCCAGAUGCCAUUUGUGGGUGCAGGCAGGACAGUGUCCGCCACCCCCUCUCAGCGCCACCAGGAAGUGACAGCCAUUUGUUGGUUUGAAGGAUGAAAUUGGCAUUUUCCCAGAAAUGCUGACCAAUGAGAAGCUUUAGAGUUUUCUCAGGUAGCUUAGAUGAAAUUGGUUUUGCUUCACAAGGAAAAUGGCCAUCAGAAAUUAUUCUUUAUCCUUAAAUUUUUCCAUUAUGGCUCUUAAAACUGAGGAAGUGAGUGAAAUGAGUAAAUGUGAGUUAAUGAGCAACUGAGGUAACCUGGAUUCUUUUAUACCAUCCUGCCCCUCCUCACAGAGUGCUUAGUUCUUGGAUUUUGAGUUGAGUCAAGGGAAGGGAUGGGGAAGCACAGAGCUGCAUCCCUCUCCUGCCAGCCGGCAGCUGAGGUUGCCAGGGAGCCAGUGUCUUGCCAGGAUUAGAACUUAGGUCUCCAGCCUCCUGGUCAGCCAUGGCUCUAGCGUCAAGACCUGUCACAGGGCAGAGGCUGGUGGGCCGUCAGUGAGCUUGCACAGGAAGAUCUUUCCCCUGGCCUGCAGAACAGCUCAGAUGGGCAGCAGCUGGAAUCAGCCUGAAAGAGCAGGUCCACACCCAACGAGAGAGCAUCCCUUCUGACUCACUUCUGAGGAGGCUGGGAGUUCACAGACAGGGUGGCACUGCUGCCUGGGUCAUUCCCUUAGCUCUUGUGGAUUUGAAACCAGUCUGCUCCCCUGAAUCCUUUUGUUGUUCUUUUUAAAACCUGGAUUCCUGAAAGUGCUGAGCAGGCACGAAGCCCACUGUUCUUGUACCCUCCAGCUCCCCAUCCCCCGAUCUGACUCACAUCCCAUCAGUGUGCUCACACCACUGGCUCAAUCUUAUACUCCAUGGAAUGUAAAUACUGUAUCAUACGUAGAAGAAAAUAAUUUUUGUUUUCUAAAAAUGCAUUUUGAGAUAGUUUAAUGUAAAUCUGACAGGAGCAUUCUGAAGACCCAUUAGGAAAAAAACUUAAAUGCUUCCUCUUCAUCGCCUUAAUGUCUGAAGAUCAGAAAUCGCUGAGCAACUCACUUUUGUUUCCUUCCCAGAAACCAUGCAAAGCCACAGGUGGAGAGAGUCUGGCCUUGGCCUCGCUCAGUGAGCCUCUGCAGCUCCUCCUGCCUACUUCUGGGAAGGCAGCCUCACCCCACCCCUCUCUCCCCAUCUCCUGUAGCUUUCUUCCCCCGUUUCUUUGGGUCUGUGGAGCAGUGGGUGGCAAGGUGACAGGGUGGGAAGUUCCGGAGCCAAGAGGCAGACAGCACAGGGCUCCUCCCUCCUACCUCACGCCUGAUCCAUCACGCCCUCGGCUUGGCUGUCCCAAAGUUUCUUAGCUGCCUCUGGCUUUCAAACGUGUCCCUCCCAGAGGAGCAGCGCCUCCUCCAAAGAGUCAGUUGAAAGACAAGAGAGUCACACUCUCACUUUUGCACAAGGCACUCAUGGUCAGGAAGGGUUUAGGGGACGGUCACUUCGUAUUUUCCAAGAGUCAGGCCUUCUCUGCUGAUACCUUGAUUCCUUUGGGAAGACAAGAGUUUUUCUUAAUAACACAAGUCCCUUUAUGAGUUAUUCUUUCAGUUCUCAGUGGAGUACAGCCAAGAUGUAGGUGUUUAUGAACAUGCUCUAGAGAAGUAAGCAGAUAGAACUGGUUUGUGGGACAGGAGCGGCUUGCUCAGGAAGAGGGAAUGGUGCAAGUCUUUUAUUGGAAGGCUUUUAUUAUGGCCGUGAUAGUGACAUUGCCCUCACCAUGAUCCUUCUCCAAUGUGGUCGUCUUUCUUUACCUUGUGUCUUCUCUUGUAAAAAAUGAAACUCAAAAUAAAUGUGUCAAAUUUAAAAAAAAACUGGAAAAGCAAACGAAUUGUGUGAAACUGCAUAAUGCUGUAAUGCUAACCUACAAUAUGUAAUGCUAUCUUGUAUGUGGAGUUUGUUAAUGUACCACACAAGUGCAAAAUAAAGACUGACUCACAUUAAACACA